Messenger RNA from Pseudomassariella vexata, 1476 nucleotides. RefSeq names its product tat pathway signal sequence. Bases 1 to 1476 code for a protein of 491 amino acids. Gene Ontology annotation, molecular function: oxidoreductase activity. NCBI's taxonomy places the organism in Eukaryota, Fungi, Ascomycota, Sordariomycetes, Amphisphaeriales, Pseudomassariaceae. The transcript is spliced from 3 exons. The record is from RefSeq and is a predicted model, not a curated record.
AUGGGGAUAUUCACUAAAGAUCCCAAUGACAGGAACGUCUACGGGAUAAAGUUCAAGUGGACACCCGAGCAUCUUACACCCGAGGACUUACACCCCUUGAUCUACACAUACGACAGGUUGACAACAGAAGCGGUAGAGAGACUUGAUGAAUUGGUCCCUCCUAGACCGGUUGAUCUCAGCAAGCGCAGACAAGACACAGAUGAACCAAUGGAGUCGAAACCCCAUCGAGACACUUACAAGUUAAUACAAGAAUAUGCCAAAACAGACGAAACUGUUGGCAAAUUGAGGGCCCAGUUGGAAACCAUCCCGGAAUGGGUUGAUUGGGAUCAAAUCGAACGCGGACAGAAAGUCUUCUGGCGUUAUGGAGGAGCAGGCAUCACUGCGCUCACGUACUUGUCCUUGCUCGGGGGCAUGGGCAGUGGAAGAACCGUCGAGACCCUUGACCGCACCGGCGGUUUCGCAAUCAAAGUAGUCCGGCGGCGGCUGCUCGAAACAACCCAGCACACCCUCAGCGUACAUAGAGACCUCGACUCUAUUAAGCCCGGCGGCCAAGGCUAUAUGUCCUCCAUCCGCGUACGCCUACUCCAUACCUCAGUUCGCCGACGAAUACUCGCCCUGUCCAAAGCCAACCCCGGGUACUACGAUGUCGAGGCCUACGGCGUCCCCAUCAACGACCUCGACUGCAUUGGCACCAUCAAUACCUUCAGCGCCACAUUGAUCUGGAUAGGCUGGCCACGACAGGGCAUCUACCUCCGCGAGCAGGAGAUUGUCGAUUAUCUGGCUCUGUGGCGCUACGUCGCCUAUCUGAUGGGCACGCCGCACGACUGGUUGGCCACCCCAAACGAGGCCAAGAAGAUGAUGGAGUCUCUUCUCGUAUCAGAGAUUAAGCCGACGAGGAAAUCUGUCACGCUGGCGCAUAACAUCAUCACGGGACUCGAAGGCCAUCCGCCGACGUAUUCGUCGAGGGGGUUUCAAGAGACUGUGACGUACUGGUUGCUCGGCCGCGAACUGGCGCGGGACUUGGGUAUUGAGAAGCCGACUCUAUAUUACAACUGCUUGGCGGCUGGGCAAUGUCUGCUGUUCAUGGUGACGAGUUAUGUCAAUCGGAGCAUUCCGUCUUGGGACGAACGCAACAUCAGGUUCACCCGCAAGUUACUGUACGAGUUCCUCGUCCGCAACAAAUCCAGGGGUGCUCUUGGGUACGAGGCGAGAUUCAGCUUGAAGUGGGUUCCUAACCUAGUCAACAUGACAACACCCUUGGGAAUCCAGGUAGCUUCGCAGCGCAAUAAAUCGGGAAUUUCGAAACCGGGAAUUGAGAGGAGUGCCCUCUUCGUCUUGAUCUUUGCUUGUGCUGUGGUCGUUGCAGGCGCGUGGGUUGGUGUCAGUGUCGCCAGGUUAUUGGCCCUAACGAGUGGGGUGGACUUGGGGAGGGCGAAGAGCACCUUGGUUAGACUGGCUGAUCAUAUGACUGGUUAG